UUUGAAAAUGCCUCAAAACGCUUCUAUUCGACCUUUUGGGGGACGUUUUUUAAUUAUGAGUUUGAUUGUUUCAUAAACUGAAGAAAUCGCGUCGUUCCCUCAGUCACGCAUUGUCACGUGACGCGGUGACGUCACGCUAGCGGAAGUAAACAACAGGAAGUUAGCCCGGGAGUCAGCCAAUUUGAAGCUUUUCUCUCGUUUUAAAAUGCGUCAAAGCGCAUCUAUUUGACCUUUCGCGGGACGCAGUGGCUGCUGGAUCCGUGUGCGUUGGCCGGAGUCACAGAAGUGGCCGCUGAAGAUGAACGCCCUGGUGGCUCUCUGUCACUUCUGUGAGCUCCACGGCCCGCGGACGCUGUUCUGCACGGAGGCCCUGCACCCUCCGUCCCCGUCGCCUUCCUCCUCCCAGGCGGGGGCUGCGAUGGCCGCCGACAGAGACGCCGAGCGGGAGGGUGAAGGACUCACCAUGAAGGCCCACAGCUCUGCCACGCAGAGGGGAGAAAUGUGUGAGGGGUGCCGAUCCCUGCCCGCACACCACCCGGGCUUCAUGAGUAUGGACGAGGAGACGGGCAUUCGCUUCCUGAGCCACCAGCAUCCCCGCCAGCCUCAGCUGUUCAGCGUGGUGCGCCAGGCCUGCGUGCGCAGCCUCAGUUGUGAGGUUUGUCCCGGGCGUGAGGGGCCCAUUUUCUUUGGGGACGAGCAACAUGGCUUUGUGUUCUCGCACACCUUCUUCAUCAAGGACAGCCUGGCCAGAGGCUUCCAGCGCUGGUACAGUAUCGUGGUGGUGGCCAUGGAUCGCAUUUACCUCAUCAACUCUUGGCCUUUCCUGCUGCGCCACCUUCGACUGACCAUACAGAGCCUGCAAAGCACCGCCCUCAAGGUGUUUGACGGCGAGCAAGGUGUUUGCCCCCAGAGAGCGGCAAGGAUAAACAGUGUGUUCUCACCCGCGGUGUUCCCGCACCAGAGGAGUGGCAACGCGGCCCGCUCCCUGACUUCCCUCACGCAGCAUCCCAACCUGUGGGCCAGCCUGCACUCCUCCUUCAGCUGGCUGCUGAAGGCCUGCGGUAGUCGUCUGACGGAGAAGCUUCUAGAAGGAGCUCCCACUGAAGACACACUGGUGCUCAUAGAGCGGCAGACAGAGCAAGAGGAGGAAAUGAGCUGCUGGGAAGGCGUGGAAGGAGGCGUGUCCCAGCCCCUGACGCACCAAUCAGAUAUUGAGCCGUGCCACGACGACGACUCACCUGGGCCCAGAUUUAGGUCACUCAGGCACCUGAGACAGGUGCUCGGCGCCGCCGACUUCCGGCAGGUGGCGUGGCAUGUGCUGAUGGGGAAUCAGGUCAUAUGGAGAGGGGCGGACCCCGGGCUCAUCCAGUCCGCCUUUACAGUACUCAAGUCCUUGCUGCCAGUGGGCUGCGUGCGCUCGGUCCCAUACAGCGCCCACUACGAAGAGGCCUACAAGUGCAACUUCCUGGGUCUGAGCCCCGAUGUGGCGAUACCGCCCCAUGUCAGCUCCUCAGAGUUCUCAGUGCUGGUGGACGUGCACUCAGAGAGCGCUGGUGUGAGCACUCCUGCAGACGACAAGGUGAGCGCACGAUACCAGUUGUCCAUCAGCAGCGCCAGCACCCAGCCUGCAGACAAAGGGCCGACGCUGCUGAACAAGCUGGAGGUAGCACUCUGCAACGACAACUUGUCUGUGGAGGUGGUGGCUCACUGUCUGCUGUGUCUCAAGGAGGAGUGGAUGAACAAGGUGAAAGUGCUGUUCAAGUUCUCCAAAGUGGACGGGCGUGGCCGGGAGGACACCCAGAAGGUUCUGACCCUGCUAGGGAGCACAGGGCCUGCAGAGGAUGACAACGUGCGCCUGCUCAAGUUCUGGAUGACCGGACUCAGCAAGACCUACAAGAACCACCUCAUGAUGACUGCGGUCAGACCACAUGACUCCACUCCCACUCCCACUCCCACUCACUGACACACACACACACACACACACACACACACACACACACACACACACACACACACACAGAGAGAGAGCAGGAAAGUGAAAGUGAAAGUAGACAGCAGUCCCAGUCAAUGACACAGUCACAGAGCAGGAAAGUGAAAGUGAAAGUCAGGAAUGUCAAACUUGUUUUUAUUUUUAUUGUGUUUGCUUUUAACAUGAAAUUCUAUUUUGACUUAACACGUUUGACUUGUUUUAUUUUCAUUAAAUCAUCCAAGGUC
Molecule: messenger RNA, 2214 nt
Organism: Entelurus aequoreus (snake pipefish)
Lineage: Eukaryota; Metazoa; Chordata; Actinopteri; Syngnathiformes; Syngnathidae
Gene: flcn
Product: folliculin
Exons: 12
Coding region: 299-1963 (554 amino acids)
Biological process (GO): negative regulation of transcription by RNA polymerase II; positive regulation of GTPase activity; positive regulation of TORC1 signaling
Cellular component (GO): cytosol
Molecular function (GO): GTPase activator activity
Source: RefSeq, a predicted model, not a curated record